Molecule: messenger RNA, 711 nt
Organism: Dentiscutata erythropus
Lineage: Eukaryota; Fungi; Glomeromycota; Glomeromycetes; Diversisporales; Gigasporaceae
Source: the annotation of a GenBank genome assembly
AUGUCCUUAGCUAGAAGACGUAUAGCUCAAGCAAAUAUUCCAGGAUUAGAAGGGUACAAUGGAAAAAAAGCAAAAAAAUGGUUACUCUAUCUAGAUGCCAAUAACUUAUAUGGUUGGGCAAUGUCGCAAUAUUUACUAACCGGUGGAUUUAAAUGGCUAUCAACAAAACCUUUGGAUGCAUCUCACCCUUUAGUGCAGAAAAUUUUAACGAUAAAAGAAAAAUCAAAUCGAGGAUGUUGCUUAGAGGUUAAGUUAUCAAUUCCAAAAAAAUUACAUCCCAAAUUUCGAGACUAUCCAAUGUGUCCAGAACGAAAGAAUGUACCAUAUGAUUGGUAUAGUUCAAAACAAAAAGAAUGGGCAGGUAAACAAUAUUCAGAUACAGAAAAACUUAUACUAACUCUCCAUGAUAAGGACCAUUAUAUUAUUCAUUAUAGAAAUCUACAACAAUGUAUAAAAGAAGGAUAUGUUCUUGAAAAAGUAUAUCGAAUUUUAGGUUUCGAACAAUCACCAUGGUUGGAACUAUACAUUGCAAUGAAUACUCAACAACAUGCAAAAGCAAAGAAUGCUUUUAAAAAAGAUUUCUGGAAAUUGAUAAACAACUCAGUUUUUGGAAAAACUAUGGAAGAUGUUAGAAAACGGGUAAAUAUUGAUUUAGUUAGGCAGAUAGGAGAAGAACAUAGAUUACGAAGACUAAUUUCAGAUUUAGCAUUU